AUGCAAGCCUUACCGAGGACGAUUGCUGUUAUCCACACUCCAUACUGGAACGCAUCAGAACAAGAUGAACUGCAGAACGUCUCUGUACCAGCAAUUAUUUACUUCCCAAGAUCAGACAAGAAGGGCUAUGCUACCAACGACUCAUCACGUCGCCAAAACAGAGAAUCUCAGUCAAAAGUACAUCACAGCUACAAUAAGCAACUUCCUUCCCACUCAGAGGCAAACCGACCAGAACAAUCGCCCAAGUCUGUAUUCUCAAGCCCUUCAAUCACAUGCAACUUUAACAUGACGGAUUUCGAACGCUUCCUGCUCAGUGACACUGGCAAAGAAGCACAGCAAAAUAAAUAUUCUUACUACACUGUCCCCCAGUCUACUUCAGAACGCAAUUCAAGUCCAAAAAAGAGAAGGAGAGUGGAUGGUCUGAAGAUGGCAGAGCGGGAGCUUCGCGAGUAUGAGCGCUGGGUUUUUGGCACUUGGGAAAAUAUAUUUUCUGGAUCCUAUUCAUAUUCUGGGUAA
Molecule: messenger RNA, 516 nt
Organism: Fusarium proliferatum ET1
Lineage: Eukaryota; Fungi; Ascomycota; Sordariomycetes; Hypocreales; Nectriaceae
Exons: 1
Coding region: 1-516 (171 amino acids)
Source: RefSeq, a predicted model, not a curated record